GGUUCUCCACACAUCUAAAGUAAAAUCAGACAGUGACUAGAUUGUGAAGUUGAAUAAAAAUUUUACGAUUGGAUAGAAUCGAAUAAAAAUUAUCCAUAAAAGUGCUAUUUUUAAUGUAAAAAGUGCGCUUGGUGAACAGCUAAUCGUGCGGAGAUCUUAUCGGAUGCCACCAAUCAUUAAGAUUCGUUCGAAAUAGCAAGUAAAUCGUUUGUCGUAUGUAAACGCUGUUGAAGGCCUCGAAUUAAAUAGAUGCUGUUGUACAUUGGUUGUACGUUAGUGGGUAUAUUAUUAAAGGGAGUAUUCAAGUCAGCUUCCAAGGGCAUUGAUUUCGGCGCAAUGAGCGAGGACGUUGAAUCCCGUGGUGCUACGGGUGGGGUUCCAACCGGAGGAGCAGCCGCACUUGGACACCACCACCAUCAUCAUCAGCAGCAAUACGAAGGCAGUAUUGAAGAUAUUGACCGGCAGCUAGAAGCGCUUGACCAGGAAAGUGAUUCGGAUUCCGAGUCACUCGAAGAGCUGGACGCCUGCGAAAACAUUGAGGUAGUGAACCGUGCCGGCGAGUCGGCUGACGAUGACCAAGCCGGACCGGGACUGGACGUUACCGUCCGCUACACAAUCUGUCUAUUUUGCAAGAAGCCUUUUCAGCUGAAGAAGGAACUAAAGAAGCAUUUAUUUGAACACAUGAAAAACCUUAAGCCAAUGAAGGAGAAAAAGAUUGUAGAGAAGAAAUUCAAAUGCCACAAAUGCUUCAAGACCUAUACCGAGAAGGCUCGGGCAGAGAAGCACAUGACUAAAUGCAAGAAAGUUUCCAAACUGCUACUGGAUAUGAGUAACACAACUCCCGAUGGUAACCGGAUAUUAAGUGGUGGAAGCGACUUUGAAGGUGGUGGUGGUGGUGGCGAUAAGAAGAAGAAAUUCCGGGAACCUACCUCACCGAGAUCGUUGGUUUUCGAUCCGGAAUCUGAACAGGAUGAGCGAUGGGAACAUCGUGAGCGGAACACGGUGGUGCAUUUCGACGAACGGAAUAUUGCCCGGGGAGGAAGCACAGAUGAAUCACCGACAUCCCCACCGGCGGUCAGUGGCAGCGGUGGUGGAGGUGGCGGAUCGUACUACCAGCAGUACCAGAGGUGUAAGUAACGUGGCGUAUGGAUCCCCAAAAGACGAGUGAUCGAAGCAUUUCGCAACUGUAAUGGAAUAAAGUCGCUAGCUAUAAGAAUUCAUACACAGUAAUGCGUUAUGUAUGUUGUAAGUUACGGAAAUUUAGAAAACAAAAUAACAAAGGAAGAUGAGAGGGCCGAAUAUUUGUUGUUUCAUAUUAUGAACGCUAUUAUAAAACACUAAUCAAAUGACUGAAUAUGCCAUGUAGGUAUGGGGCGAAAAAGCAUAACAAAAAAUGAUUACGUUUCCCUACAAUUAAAAAAAUGCGAAAAAAUGGACUCAGGAUUUAACACACAAAUACACACAAGCAUAAAUCGACACAGAGUGAAGAGUAAAAGUAAAACAGAGAAGAAACUUAUCAACAGCUUACUAACAAAUCGUUCAACAAAAUAAACAAAUAAACAAUGUACGUUCAUCCCUUAGCGAAAGCGUGUGAAACAAAUGAAAAUGCCGUAAAACGAAAAUUCAUUGAUCAGCGGGGUAACGUUGAUCGGUUUGACCAAACGCGUGAAGUUCAAACAAACACUUUCUGUUGUUUACAAUGCAUGAAUGUUAUCUUCCAGUAUUCAUUUUUUUAAAUUAUUUAAUCAUUUUUUUUUUCGAUAUUUGAGCUGCGUAAAUUUUUCAACUUUUGGAAAGUUAGAUUCUUAUGAUUUCUAAUAUCUUUAUCAAACAAUCAUGGCUCACAUGAAUU
Messenger RNA from Aedes aegypti (yellow fever mosquito), 1852 nucleotides. RefSeq lists its product as uncharacterized. NCBI's taxonomy places the organism in Eukaryota, Metazoa, Arthropoda, Insecta, Diptera, Culicidae. The coding region runs from base 250 to 1137 and encodes 295 amino acids. The record is from RefSeq and is a predicted model, not a curated record. The transcript is spliced from 4 exons.